Messenger RNA from Pseudophryne corroboree (corroboree frog), 3279 nucleotides. RefSeq names its product enhancer of mRNA decapping 3 (gene EDC3). Lineage: Eukaryota; Metazoa; Chordata; Amphibia; Anura; Myobatrachidae. The record is from RefSeq and is a predicted model, not a curated record. Gene Ontology annotation, cellular component: P-body. Bases 152 to 1726 code for a protein of 524 amino acids. The transcript has 8 exons. Gene Ontology annotation, biological process: deadenylation-independent decapping of nuclear-transcribed mRNA; P-body assembly. Gene Ontology annotation, molecular function: mRNA binding.
UGGAGAGACGCUCAUCCAUUUCCAUGGCAACAACCUGAGGUGCCUCCAAAACGGCAGUGACGUCAGUAGUGGGCGCCUGGAAGCGGAAGUAUCUGCUGGGGGCUGCUUUGUAGUGUAAGCCAUAGUAAUUGGCACAAUCUGUGUUUACAUUAUGGCUGCAGAUUGGCUAGGAAGCAUUGUAUCCAUUAAUUGUGGAGACACCCUAGGAGUGUAUCAAGGCCGUGUGUCUGCUGUUGAUCAGCUCAAUCAGACAAUAUCUCUCACGCAGCCAUUCCACAAUGGUGUCAAGUGCCUGGUUCCAGAGGUUACUUUCAGGGCAGGGGACAUUGUCGAGUUGAAGAUUUUGGAGAUACCUAUGGACAGUCAAAUAAGAAAUAAUAGGAUUCCUCACCACCCAACGGGAAUGACUACAAACUACCUACCGGCUAGUCAUCAAAAUGGUGGCACAGGGAAGCAAAGGUCAGCAGAGACCAGCAAUGCACAGAACAUCCCUCAGAGAUCAGAAGUGAGGGGUCAUGAUCCUGUGUGCACCUCUCCGCAGCCAUGUUCGAAAAGUUAUGUGGACAGGCAUACAGAAGGCCUCAACCAGCCCAAGAAUUUUCGCCGCAGACACAACUCCUCCCCUUCCAAAUGCCAUGGACACUCUAUGGGAAGGAACCAGGACAUUAAUUCAGCAGGGUCUUCAAGCAGCCGAUUUCCAAAUCAGGUCACCCCUAAGAAGAGUGGCCCUAAGAAUGGGCAACUUAAGGUUCGUGAUGACGAGUGCUUUGGAGAGGACUUGGAGGAGAUUCCGGACACAGAUUUUGACUUUGAGGGGAACCUUGCUCUAUUUGACAAAGCAGCUGUUUUCGAAGAGAUAGACACCCACGAGAGGAGAGGAGCUGGAGGAGCACGGUCACGGGGAACUCCUAGUGAAAGACCUCCAACAUACAGACAUGAUGAGAACAUACUUGAGUCAGAGCCAAUUGUAUAUAGGAGGAUUAUAGUACCACAACCAGGUGGAAAGGAGUACUGCACAGAUUCCGGUCUGGUGGUUCCCAGUAUCUCCUAUGGCUUGCAUAAGAAGCUGUUGAGCGUGGCAGAGAAACAUGGCCUAUCUGUGGAGAAACGUCUGGAGAUGUCAGGGGUUUGUGCCAGUCAGAUGGCACUCACAUUGCUAGGUGGACCAAACAGGCUAAAUCCUAAAAAUGUGCAUCAGCGACCCACUGUGGCCCUUCUGUGUGGACCCCACAUCAAAGGGGCUCAGGGUAUAAGCUGUGGCCGCCACCUGGCCAAUCAUGAUGUAGAUAUUAUCCUUUUCCUACCCAAUUUUGUUAAGAUGUUGGAGUCUGUUACCAAUGAGCUAAAUUUGUUCUGCCGGACUGAGGGCAAACAGGUGUCAAAUGUUAAAGAACUGCCGGAUUGCCCUGUAGACUUGGUGAUUAAUUGUCUGGACUGCCAUGAAAAUGCCUUCUUGUGUGACCAACCCUGGUACAGAGCAGCUGUGGACUGGGCUAACCAGAACCGAGCCCCGGUACUAAGCAUUGACCCUCCUGUCACUGACCAGAGUCAGGGUAUUCAUGCCAAGUGGUCUCUGGAGCUGGGCCUCCCACUACCACUUGGUGAGCAGGCCGGACGGGUGUAUCUGUGUGACAUUGGCAUUCCCCAAAAAGUGUUCAGGGAGGUGGGCAUCAACUAUCAUUCACCAUUUGGUUGCAAGUUUGUUAUCCCUUUACAUUCCAUGUAGGAAUGGUAUAACGAAUCGGCCUGUGCCAGCUUCACAAACACAUUUCAAUUUGCUGCCUUACUGACGUGGGCACAAACCUGCCAUCCUUUUCUUUCUUAAACCCAGUGAAAAAAGCAGUGUGUGCAGGACAGAACAUUCCUGGCAGCAGACAUGAUUAAACAUGCCAGUGGCUUUCUGGGAAACGAGGUUAUUAUUUUAUUUGAGUUUUUUUUGUCAUUUCUUCCUGCACCAGCCAAAUCAAACAAUAUAAAGAACAUACUUCGGGCAGAUAAAAGGGAAUUCAUUUUUUUUAUUUAUUUUUUUUGGUUUUGUGUUUUUGUUCUUUUUAAUUACCAUGUUAACAUGUUCUUGUUUUCACAUUGCUUGAAAGAAAAAAAUAGUUGUUACUGUGUAGCUUUACCAGCUGUCAACUGUCACCUGAGUGAUGCGCUAUUUACCAAAUGAAGCACUUUUGUGUUGUGUGUAUCCAUACUUUGAUUUAUUGUUUUUGAGGAGUGGUAAAAUAGUCAGUCAAUAUCUGUAAUUUAUUUAUGGAGCUUGCAUGUGAGUUGUUCAACAUGAAACAUUCCUGUAGUGGCAGCUAAAUAGUUCACCUAGCACUUAGAUACACAUGGGGUUGAUGGAUCAAGUAGUGAAAAGAGUGAAGUUGCCCACAGCAACCUAUCAGCAUAUACCUAAGAUUUUAUAGAAUGUCCUUCUUUGAAUCUGGUUGGUUACUAUGGGCAACUUCUCAACUCUUUGCUUGCUACAUUAAUCUCACAGGUGGUUAUACUUUAUGUACAUGAGCAGUAGUGAGAGAUUCUAAGUGAUAUGGCCAUAAUAAGCAAGUAAAAAGGACAAUCUAUAUUCCAUAUAUUUACGCCGGCGCUGUACUCACCACUCUUCUAUCUUCUGCCUCUGUGGGUAGCGGCCGUGCUGCGGAAGUGAGCGGUCGCCUCGUGGGCUUGCGAUCAUCACCCUCAGGAGCAUUAAGUUGGUUCCUACUCCCCCCUUUCUAAGUCCCACGAAGCAGGGAGGCUGUUGCCAGCAGUCUCCCUGUAAAACAACAGAGUCUAAAAAAACAAAACAAAAAACAGCAACCCACUAAGAAAACUCCUAGGAGCUCCCCUAGCUGUGACCGGCUCCUUCGGGCACAUUUUCUAGACUGAGUCUGGUAGGAUGGGCAUAGAGGGAGGAGUCAGCUCACAUUAUUAAACUCUUAAAGUGCCAGUGGCUCCUAGUGGACCCAUCUAUACCCCAUGGUACUAUAAUGGACCUCCGCAUCCUCUACGGACUACGAGAAGUAUUUACCGGUAGGUAUAUAAAAUCUUAUUUUCAUAAUACAAGCCACUUUAGAAUAGAAUGGACUGUAAUGACACACAGCUAUAUAAAGCCAUGUGUUGUGAUGCAUUAUUUUAGCAUUUAUCUAAUCUAUUGGUAGCUCAGUUAAAUGUAUCUAAUUUCAGAAUUGCCUUUGAUUGUUAUUUGUUUAUGGAUCAGUAAGUUCCUGUUUUAUGUUUCACAUCACAUGCCACUCAGUACAAUGGCAAUUACAUAAAUGUAUAUUAAUGUAC